Molecule: messenger RNA, 1093 nt
Organism: Bursaphelenchus okinawaensis
Lineage: Eukaryota; Metazoa; Nematoda; Chromadorea; Rhabditida; Aphelenchoididae
Source: the annotation of a GenBank genome assembly
AUGGUAGAGUAUGGUAUAGUUUGGUAAGGUGAGUAUGGCGCAGGACAUCGUAUGGUAUAUUAUAUAGGAUGGUUAUGGUAUAGUUGGGUAGGAUAAAAGAAGCAAGGACAAGGUUGGGUAGGGCUACAAAGAUUAGUCUUAGGGUCAGGUAGGGCUAAAAAGUCAAGGGUAGAGCCAGGUAAGGCUAUAAAGGUUAGAGGUAAGGUCGGGUAGAUACCCUAAAAUCUUCGCCAACUUCAUAAAAUCUCCGCCGACUCUUCGCCGAAUACCUUAAAGUCUCCGCCGACCCUCCACCGAAUACCCUAAAGCCUCCGCCGAAUCCCUUAAAGUCUCCGCCGAAUCCCCUAAAGCUUCCGCUAAAUCUCCUAAAGCCUCCGCCAAGUUCAAUUUAGUCAACUUUUGCCAAGAUACUAUGACUUACCAUCGUAUAUAUAUGUAGUAAAAUCAUACUUGUAAAGUCACUUACAUAGUAAUGUUUCCAAAAUUAUGUAGAACUAUUAUAUUUUACAAGUAUUUAAUAUUGUUUUGCCAAUACCAUCAUUUACUAUGGUAUAUACAUAUAUGUUGAGGUAAAUACAACUUUACUGUGGUAUUUAACACUUAACAUUGCAAUUUACUACGAUAUUAUUAAGAUUAUAUAGCCCGGACAUACUAUAAGGCAAAUCGGCCCAGUUGGUAUCGGCCGAGUUGGAACCGGCCCAGUUGUCCGAUCGGCCCAGUUAUCCGUGCGCCAAAAUUAUUGUCACCAUCUAAUGUUACCUAUUUCAGGAACAUUUUCCAAGAAAUCAAACAAACCGAGAACAAAUGGCAAGAAAAGCUCCGCCGACUCGAAGCAAUCGAAGCUCGUGGCUCAAUAUCCGAUAUUAAAAUUCCAAAGCUUUCGAACAUCUCUCAAGCUCAAACCCCAGCUCAAUCGAGAAGAGGAUCGUUACAAGGAGCAACUCCAGAAUUGAAACGACAUCGUUCCGUGGACGAUGUCUCUAUACCAAUCGGAGGAUAUGAGAGUAGUGAUGACGAGGAUUACAUUACCGCGAAUUCGAGGAAAGGCAGCAAGCAAUCGGCUCAUCGAAGGGGCUCUAGGGCUCCAAGUUAG